UUGCAUGUCGGUGCGUAACGCCGCGGGAGUGUCGCGCCUCUUUCCGUCCCCCGUGGAACCGAGCGAGCUGCGGAGUCCAUGAAUCACCGUGGCCGCGUGCACCAGGCGCGUGCUCGACGUCAGGACAGCAAGGGUAAGACGAGGGCAGCGGCGCGCCUCGGGGUUUGGGGUCUGAUUUUCUCCCGUGGCGUCUGUGUGGAGCCUGCCACACACCCACUCCACAACAACGACGGCUUUUGCCUGCAUCUUCCAGUGUUUCUUCUGUCAGCAAGUCCAGCAGAGCUGCAACUCGUCCGGCGCCAGCCCUGACAGCAGCGAGGAGCCGCCCCCCACGGACAUGGUGAAGAUGACCAAGUCCAAGACCUUCCAGGCCUACCUGCCGUCCUGCCACCGCACCUACAGCUGCAUCCACUGCCGGGCGCACCUGGCCAACCACGACGAGCUCAUCUCCAAGUCGUUUCAAGGCAGUCAGGGACGAGCCUACCUGUUUAACUCAGUGGUGAAUGUAGGCUGCGGGCCAGCGGAGGAGCGGGUUCUCCUCACAGGUUUACAUGCUGUGGCUGAUAUCUACUGUGAAAACUGUAAAACCACCCUGGGCUGGAAAUAUGAACACGCGUUCGAGAGCAGUCAGAAGUACAAGGAGGGGAAGUUCAUCAUCGAGCUGGCUCACAUGAUCAAGGACAACGGCUGGGAGUGACGCCCCGCCCCCUCCUGACCUCUGACCUCGGAAUGCUCUCUGUCGGACUGCGUGGAGCGACAACCAUCGCCCUCCCCCCGGACGUACCAUCACCACCCCCCCACCUCACCUUACCUCCACCAGCCUCCGCCCCCUCCCGCCCUCCGCCGGGAGGACGGCGCCGUUACUCUGAAGAUUGUUUAAGUUUGACCCCCACCCCCACCCGCCCCACCGCACCACGCUUCCAAGUGAUUGUGGCGUUACCGUGACGACCAUGAGGAGAGAGACUCCGGUCGUGGGACAGCGAGGACGACCCGGCGGUUUGGGUUUGAUGACAGACGGAUGUUACUGGUUAGCAUUUUAUUCCCUGUCAGAUCUUUUGUUUACUGGUUUGUUUGUUUUACUGUGGCUCGUUGUUUCCACGCCUGUAGCUGAGCAUGCUUUUCUUUGCUAAUUUCCAAAUGAGCAAUCAGGGAGGGGGGAGGGUCAAGGGUCAAGGGGGAGGGACUUUAGUUCCAAAUAUGUAGCAGCAUCUUGCUUCUGUUGUUUUGUUUUGAAGUAUGGAUGAACCGGAUGGCAGGACUGCGGUUUUUAUAUCUGAUACCUGAUAUUUUCCUCUGUUUUGACCUUUUAUUAUUAUUAUUAUUAUUUUUUUGUGGAUUAUUGAUCCCCCCUCCCCCGUUGGUACUUUUCACCGCCCAAUCAGAAGAGCAGCACCCAGUGUUACUGCGACCCUAAUGGGUUUAUAUAGAGAGUACAUAUGGCUGGUUCCAUCCUGGAGGUUUAAAGAUGAACUGAAAUACUUUGGAGAACGACGGGGAACCGCUGCCCCGUCCACACACACUUCAUUACCCAUAUAUGAAAACACACCGUAUGAGAACGUAUCCAGAAAUACUAUGAGAAUGUUCGUAGUACGUAGAUAUUGGAACAUGGUUUCUAGAUAUAUAUUUAUAUAUAUAUAUAUAUAUAUUUGCUGCCAUGCAUAUGUGUAUAUAUGCAUAUUAAUUUGUGUAUAUAUACAUUGUGUGUGUGUGCACGCACGCGUGUCUGUGUGUGUGUGUGUGUGUGUGUGGCAUACUUGAACGACGCUUCUUGGUUUGCACUUUGCGGAGGCCUUCAGUUCACUUCGGUUUAGAGGCAAAAACCAGUCGCUCGGCUUCUGUCGGUCUUCAGAGCUUCUCUCGGACCGUCGCGUCGUUUUUCAAAACUUCUCUGGGACUUCGUUCCACUCCUCCUGGUCUUAUUUGAACCUGGACCAGAGGAGGAUGUGAUGGCUCCAAUCCGGUUCCGGUCACACGGUAACGGUUUGUUUGUCGCGACUCCAGCUGCUGUUUUCUCUCACAGCUCAGAAAAACGCCGAUCGAUCUGAGAACCAAUCGAGACGCAACGACGGAUACAACUUAGGGUUUUUCGUUUCCACGGCGACAUCUGUUGGCAAAUGCAGUCCACAGUCCCUCUAGUGGCCCGACGGGGAAACUGCACCACUUUCAGAGUUUCUGCCGUGGAAAGGUUCAGUUUCGCUCGUUUGGUUUCUGGAGAGAAUAAAAUAAUCCUCAGACUCUGCUGCUGCCGUCGAACUUCUUCCUGCCCUCCAAGGUCUCUUGCACUUUAAGUCUCUCUCUCUCACUCUCUCUCUCUCUCUCGAUUUGCCUCUAAGCCGUCUGAAUCUUGCGCCUCUUCAAACACCCCCCCUUGGUUGUGCAGUGCAUAACUCUCCAUGUGAACCGACGUGUCUUCCCCGCUCCCCCACCAACGUUCUCCCCCCGUGGUGUUUUUUUUUUAUUUCUUCUCAUUCCUUGUUGUUUGGUCAGUUUACUUCGGGGAAAACAGAGACUGGGUAUAUUUUCUAUGUAACGACCGGAGCAGAGACAGAUCGGGUUUAUUGACGAUAAUCCAGGACGCCUGUUGGAGUUUUGAUCGGGGGGAUUAAAACAUGGCAGCAGGUGGGGAAGGGGGGGGGGGGGGGGGGGGGGGGGGGGGGGGGAGUAGAGAUUUAAAAAUCAGCAGUGAUUGAUUACUUUGCCGGCAAGGUCAGUCAGAUCACACGACCUUCCCUCCUGGGAGACGUGGACCAGGCGUCUGGGCCGCUCCACGUCUUGUACAUACAGCCACAUAUUUAAGGUUUUAUACGUAUUUCUACUGGGUUAGUUCUUUUACUUCCCCAACUCGAUGCACUUUUGUUCACCGUACCUCUGGCUGUGUGCGUGUGUGUGUGCGUGUGUGUCCCUGCACACUGAAGCGAAUGUUUACUUUCUUUGUCUGGACUUUUCUUUUCCCCUCUUCUUUAGUUUUUCCUCCGUUCACAGCUGUUUGUUUUCCCGGUGGUCUGAGGUCCGGACUGGGGUCCAGACCCGGAUCUGGACCCGGUUGUCUGGCAGUGACCCUCGUUCUGUCUGUUAGCUCGUGGGUUGACGCCCGAUCGAGGCCCUGCGGAGCUGGAAUCUCCCUCCAUGUCACAGGGAGAGAAUCCUCCACCUCCUCCACCACACUCCAGGCGGCGUAGUGCUCGGCGCCGAGUCGUAUUGGAGGUCCUUCCCUCUGCUGUCCGCGCCGGCUGUGAAUAUCUGAUUGUAUCGUUUCUGUUGGGUUUCAGUCCAUUGGCCCUCCGGCGUGCGGCAGCGGCGUGCGGCGUUCCCACGGCGGUCCAAACGCUGCGGCGCAACCGGCCGCUCACUUCCUGUUAAAACCUUCUUUUUUUACGGUUUCACUCACAGUCCGGCCUUACACUGGUUCACCUGGCCCCAGGUGACUACCCAGACUACCCAGCAUGCAUCGGUGCACCUCCACAUCAGGCCGGGUGCAAACUGACUUUCGCGUUCUAGAACAGUGUUAGCCGUUCUCGCGGAAACGCUGUGAAGUUCCUUUAAAGGACCUCCAACACGGCGCCGCCGCCGCCGCCCUUCAGGCAGUCAGAGCCGUACCGACAAAAAGCAGCGGCCAGUGUCACCGCCAGUCUGUACCAAAGGAGACGCGGUUCUGUGGCGUGGCGGGAGGCACGGAAGAUGCGUGGAACGGCCAACGACUCCCCGUCCGAGGAUUUUAACCGCGAUACCAAAACCAGAGCGAGACCUCCGGUCUGCUGCGACCGGCCGGGUCUCUCUGUAGAAUGUUCCGAUUCUCCGAACUCGCAGCCCGGAUGAAGAGUGAAACAUUAAAAAUGUAGAUAUCUGCUGCUGAAAACUGUUUACGUUCUCUGGCUCUUCUGUUUUCUGUGACACUGGCUUCCUACUUUUUGAGCUCCGUUUCCGUGGACAAGCGAACGGCCGGCUGCCAACACCGGAAAAGACUGUACAAGUUCUUUUCUUAGGACUGUUAAACGACAAUUCAAGGUCAAAAGCAUGUUGUAUUUAUAAUGGCUCUAUGUUGUGCCUGUUUUAUUUUAUUUUUUUCCUAAAUUUUAAAGAGAAAUCUGCUUUUUAUUUGACUAUGUUGCUUUGCAUUCUGUCUUAGUAAAGCCAUUCAGUCACACAUCUGUUUUCACUCUAAUGUAAACUAUCAGAUAUCACAAUAAAUUUUCAAUGGCAUUAAAUUGUG
This is a messenger RNA of Salarias fasciatus (jewelled blenny), 4210 nucleotides long. It is a transcript of the gene ypel1, whose product is annotated as yippee-like 1. The transcript is spliced from 5 exons. NCBI's taxonomy places the organism in Eukaryota, Metazoa, Chordata, Actinopteri, Blenniiformes, Blenniidae. Bases 338 to 697 code for a protein of 119 amino acids. The record is from RefSeq and is a predicted model, not a curated record.